Messenger RNA from Linepithema humile (Argentine ant), 1239 nucleotides. RefSeq names its product ras-like protein 1 (gene Ras85D). Gene Ontology annotation, cellular component: plasma membrane. Gene Ontology annotation, biological process: epidermal growth factor receptor signaling pathway; Ras protein signal transduction. NCBI's taxonomy places the organism in Eukaryota, Metazoa, Arthropoda, Insecta, Hymenoptera, Formicidae. The record is from RefSeq and is a predicted model, not a curated record. Gene Ontology annotation, molecular function: GTP binding; GDP binding; GTPase activity.
GCAUGCAUUGUUUACUCCCAAAUGCAACGACGCGCAUAGCGAUGACUCGUCGCAGGAAGAUAUUUCGUUAAGUAAUUGUUUCUCGCGCUCGGCCGACGAACGCUUAGUUAUCCGACCCGUUGAUGGUGCAUGCGAAGCCGCUACGUGAUUACGAUCGAUUUGUUACGUCUAUCCGCACGUUCAUAUACAUGCAUGUUUAUUGGGUGUGAUGAUACACACACAACACCAUUUAUUUUUUUCGAUCAUUUAACAUACGAUGCAUCAUCCUCGAAAUUAAUGUGAUUCAAGCAAUUUGACAGCUAUAAGAGUGCUCAGAGAAAAACAAUAUAAUCUGUUUACUCAUAUUAAAAACCUGUAUCAUGACUGAAUACAAACUUGUGGUUGUUGGAGCUGGAGGUGUUGGAAAGUCGGCGCUUACCAUUCAGCUGAUACAAAAUCAUUUUGUUGAUGAGUAUGAUCCUACUAUAGAAGAUUCAUAUAGGAAACAAGUGGUGAUCGAUGGUGAAACGUGCCUUUUAGAUAUAUUAGACACAGCUGGACAAGAGGAGUACAGUGCAAUGAGAGAUCAGUAUAUGAGAACAGGAGAAGGAUUCUUGUUAGUGUUUGCUGUAAAUUCGGCGAAAAGUUUUGAAGAUAUUGGAACAUACAGGGAACAAAUAAAACGAGUGAAAGAUGCGGAAGAAGUGCCAAUGGUGUUAGUUGGAAAUAAGUGUGAUCUUCAACAGUCUUGGGCGGUAAAUAUGACUCAAGCGAGAGAAGUCGCACGACAGUACGGUGUGCCAUUUGUAGAAACUUCAGCAAAAACGAGAAUGGGUGUAGAUGAUGCAUUUUAUACUUUGGUCAGAGAAAUACGAAAAGAUAAAGAACGCACAGGUAAACCACCUGGUAGUUCUGGACAUAAGAAGCGUCUUCUGUCAAAAUGCAAAAUUUUAUAAAUUCUUGGAUAACACCAAUAUUUUCACGUGGCUAUUACAACGCAGGAAUAGAAUAUGAAAAAAAGUCUUACAUUACGUUCACAGUGCACAAAUAUUUGCAGCUUACUCUAUAGAAUAUUAUGAUAAAUUGCAAGCACAAUUUUUUCUAUACAUUGAAAAGAAAGAACAAAUUACCUAAUAGUACUGUAUGUUUUAUUAACAUACGUUUUACUAACGGAUUUAUGUUUCAUAUAAGAAAUAUUUACCUAGCAGUUUGCCAUGCAAUUUUUAAUAUUUCAUUAAACUGAAGCAUUUUAACCCUUGA